AUGCAGGCGGGAGUCGAAUCGACGGCGGAGGAUGAGGAGAACUUGGAGCUUGGAAUCGCGACCGUUAUUCCUCGCGGGCUCCCGUCGCGCAGGCGUGGAGUGCAGUCGGGUCGACGGCGAGCAGUGCGGUUCGAUCCCGCAUCAGGCGGACUGGAGAUGAAUGGCGGGGAGGCAUCCGGAGGUGAUAAUAGCGAAGGUGACAGAAGGGAAGAGCUUUCAGACGACGACACUGGCGCGGGAAGAGAGGGAGGACGGAGACAGAAAGAACGGAGAAGUUCGCCUCCUCGUUCCGCUGUACAUUCCGCCAGCGCACAGGGGCGAAACGAAAGGGGGGAGGGGAGCAGAAGAGAGAAGGGCGGAGGGGGAUUGGGGAUGAUUGGACAGAGAGGGGGCGAAUGGGCACAGCGAGGAGGAGGGCUGCGGCAGCAGGAGGGUGCAGCAGCACAGCGCGCGAUUCAAAGGCCUCGGAAGCCAUCCGAGGACGCAGCAGGCGACUCAAGCAUCACUUUUCAGGAAGGUGCAGAGCAGGAUAGCGACGAGGAGGAGGAGAAGGAUGUGUACAGGAUGGCACGGGUGGAGGCGGUGCGACUGCUGAGUCUCAAGCAGUGGUCGGAGGCGCAGCUGCGGCAGAAGCUGGUAGCCAACCUGACCCAGCCAGAGCGGGCCUGGGGUUUGGCCAGGAGAGCGGGAACAGGGCAGCCACGUGGCAGCAUGCCACUGGAGCAGGCAGAUGCUGCGGUUGAUGCUGCCAUAAACUACAUGAAGAAGCUUGGCCUUGUGAAUGACACGGAGUACGCGGAGGCUUUUGCUCGAGGGAGGUUCAAGCAGUUUGCAUGGGGUCCAGCUCGCCUCAGACUGGAGCUUAAGAAGAGAGGGGUCAGCGCCAAUGAUGCUAACGCAGCUGUGGUGUCCGUCUACACUCUAAGCAGUUCAAGUGAGGACAGUAUUGAUAGCAGUGGUGAUGUUGAGGUGAAAUUGUCCCUUUGGAGAAGCGAAAACAACGCUUAG
This is a messenger RNA of Closterium sp. Yama58-4, 1008 nucleotides long. The record is from the annotation of a GenBank genome assembly. Lineage: Eukaryota; Viridiplantae; Streptophyta; Zygnematophyceae; Desmidiales; Closteriaceae.